Molecule: messenger RNA, 910 nt
Organism: Vitis riparia (riverbank grape)
Lineage: Eukaryota; Viridiplantae; Streptophyta; Magnoliopsida; Vitales; Vitaceae
Product: monothiol glutaredoxin-S7, chloroplastic
Source: RefSeq, a predicted model, not a curated record
GACCACCGCUGCUCUGCAGUCUGCACUAGGUCAUUGCUUUCCUGAGCAAAGAAGAGUAAGAUGUCGUUUGCCACCACUUUACACUCACCACAACCACUCUUGAAGGACCAGACGCCCUUAUUCGCCCUCAGGGUUGGCUCCCUCCCCGCUAGGCCAAGUCUUGUUGCCUAUCGCCGUGGUUCUUUCCGUACCUUGACUCUCGGCGAUGGCCUUGUGGUCGGAGCGAAGUCCGGGCGGAUUGGAUCCUUCCGUUGUUUCUCAGCACUAACUCCUGAGCUGAAAACUACAUUGGAUAAAGUUGUUACAUCAAACAAAGUGGUUCUUUUUAUGAAGGGAACCAAGGAGUUCCCACAAUGUGGAUUUUCAAACACUGUGGUGCAGAUACUCAAUUCCCUGAAUGUUCCUUUUGAAACAAUAAACAUUUUAGAAAAUGAAAUAUUGCGUCAGGGGUUGAAGGAAUAUUCCAACUGGCCUACCUUUCCACUUUACAUUGAAGGGGAGUUCUUUGGUGGCUGUGACAUUACUGUUGAUGCAUACAACAGCGGCCAAUUGCAGGAACAGUUGGAGAAGGCGAUGUGCUCCUGAUGAAUUAGAAGAAUGAUCUUCCUAAGAAUAAACACCUGAUCGUGGAUGCAUUAUUAAUUUUAUGGGGUUGGACUCAAACCUUGAUUACAGAGGUUGUAAGUUUCACAGAAUUACCUAAUUAUUUCCAUUGUAUUUACAUCCCUUUGGCCAAUAUCUGAUGUGUUCCCUUCCCCAGCUUCCAACCUGUGGCUUAGUGCCCCUUAUGAUGGUGGGUGCACUCUUAUUGUGGUUUCUUAUUCAAUCAUGCGUGUUAGGAUAGUUGAAGACCUCACCAGUAAAAUAUGCUGCAAUUGAAAUUUGUUAUAUAUUUGUGAUGGGCUCUAAA